AUGGACGAGUAUGUGGGGUACAAAGAAUGGAAGGAAAAGAAAGGCGAAACGCGGAGGCUGCCAAUCAAAACCAGAGAGGAUGCGGCCAAGUGGGAGAGAUUUGCCGACGCGGCGCGAGGCGGAUCGGAGGUCAAGUCCAGAUGUAUCGGUCCUCUGAAAACGGUAGACCGAUAUUGGGGCGCAGAUUUUGUCCAGCACUACCAGUUGGCUUCUAAGGGGGUAAGAUAUUGCGAAGUUACCGGCGCCGCAGCGCGGGAGCUUCGUGAUCUGGACGAGGCUGUGACGAAGUUGAACAGGUUAAUGCUGCGGCGGCAUUUGGCCACCGGGCGGGGGCAGCGUCGAUUGCGCGAAGUGCUCAACCCGAUCGAUCAGGCCGAUCUAGUGAAUCUAAAGGCCUGGUCGCACCGAGAUUCAUUCGACAAGGGCAAAGACUUUCUUCCGUACCGGAAACUGGCUGCUGCCGACUUGCCUCCCGGCUUUGGCUUCGACAAAUUUGGGCUCAUGAUGCGAGAGGAGUUUGCUGUCUCGCUGCCCGCCGACACCAUUGAAACGGCAGCCGCGUUCGGUGCUGAUAUCACUGGACGCUCGGGACCCAACGAUGCUUGCGACGUCGGCGUGCCGGGGCUUGAUCCCCCGCACGGCGCCAGCCCGGGGGACUCGAACUUCGGCCGUUUCGUCGAACAGGUCCUCGAUGCUGUCCUUGCACAUGAGGAACCAAACGGGCCAUCCGCCGCCAACGAGAGCAGUGAGGACGCUAGCUCUACAGAACGUCAUGCCGGCGCCGCCCAUUCCUCUUCUCCAGGUCCCUCCCAGUCGACAACGCCGUUGAGCUCACCGCCAGAGUCUCCUCCUGCCACCCUUUCCGCUGCCGGAGUCCCGUUCGGGAAUGCCGCACGAGGGCUGGCCGACACCAGCCCACCCGCCGAUAGCGACGCCGAUGACUGCCGGCUCCCCAAAGAUCAAUCAUUCCGCCAGCUUCUUCGCUCACGAGUAACAAACUCCGACAAGUCCGGCGGCGGAACAGCGGAAAGUGCUAGAAACGCGGACUGCCAACACGCCACCAAUGCUCCUGUAGCGCGACUCCGAGGACGAAGUGGCAAGCCAGGCUACUACGAAGCGCCGCCGAAGAGGUCCAAACCACUCCGUCAGCCCGAGCUGCUCGGCACUGCGCGUUUGCAAAGCGAUGUUGUCCACCCAAAAUAUCAUCAACGUUAUUAG
Messenger RNA from Gaeumannomyces tritici R3-111a-1, 1218 nucleotides. RefSeq lists its product as hypothetical. The record is from RefSeq and is a predicted model, not a curated record. Bases 1 to 1218 code for a protein of 405 amino acids. The transcript has a single exon. Lineage: Eukaryota; Fungi; Ascomycota; Sordariomycetes; Magnaporthales; Magnaporthaceae.